Messenger RNA from Tarenaya hassleriana, 1314 nucleotides. RefSeq names its product zinc finger protein ZAT3-like. Lineage: Eukaryota; Viridiplantae; Streptophyta; Magnoliopsida; Brassicales; Cleomaceae. The record is from RefSeq and is a predicted model, not a curated record. The transcript has a single exon. Bases 27 to 1061 code for a protein of 344 amino acids.
UCUCCAGUUCUUGCUUGAUUCCGAUUAUGACCAACAACUCCGAUUCCGAUCCCAAUUUUCACCAAACCCCUUUCACUCCUCCCGAUCCUAACGCCAUCCUUCCCCCCCUUCCCCCUCCCUCGGGUCUGUCCUCGAGCAAUCCGAAGAAGAAACGUUCGAAACUAUCCAAAAACGAGGACGGAGCGUCGUCCACGAGUUCACCUAAGCCUCCCUCCAGGCCGAAGUACUCCAAGAAACCUGACCCGACUGCCCCCAAGAUCACUCGCCCCUGCACGGAAUGCGGCAAGAAGUUCUGGUCGUGGAAGGCCUUGUUCGGGCACAUGAGGUGUCACCCUGAACGCCAAUGGCGUGGCAUCAACCCUCCGCCGAAUUAUCGCCGGACCGUUUCCCCGACAAAGCCUCACCAUCAUCAUCAGCUCGGCGAUUCAUGGGUCUCGGUUAUGUCUGAAGAUGAUCAUGACGUCGCUUCUUGCCUGUUGAUGCUGGCUAACUCUGCCGGUCCUAGUGGCUCGAGUGGUGCUGAUUCGGUUGGCUUUGGGUUCGGUUUACGUGCGCAAGAGAUCAACGAUUCUUCACCUAACUGGAACUUGACCACCAGCAGCAGCCAUGGUUCAGGAUUCCGGUUCGAGUGUGGGGGGUGCAAGAAGGUGUUCGGCUCGCACCAGGCGUUAGGCGGUCACAGGGCUAGCCACAAGAACGUAAAGGGUUGCUUCGCCAUUCACGAGACGACGAUUCAGACAAAUCUCGGUAACGUUUCAGGCCAUCAGGAACAUCACGACAAGACGGUAACGUUUUCGGGACAUCACAGGUGCGGCAUUUGUUGCAGAGUGUUCUCGAGUGGUCAGGCACUUGGUGGGCACAUGAGAUGUCACUGGGAGACAUCAGAGGCCGACGACGAGCCACACGUACGGAACCGACAAGUCGAUAAUGUCGGUCCAAGCAGUUCUAAUCUCAUUUCUGCGUUUGAUAUGAAUGUUCCUCCCGUUACAGAGGAGGAGGGUUCUUCUUCGUCUUCUUCGGACAUGUCAGGUGUCUCUUUAGAUCUCAGGUUAGGGCUUUAACUUCUAAUAUAUAUAUAUAUACAUACAUAUAUAAGUGGAAGUGUUGUAAUUAGUGUGAAGUGAUUUGCACAAACAUGUAGGGGUUUGUAUAAUUUAGUUAGAAGAUGAUACUGUAAAGGGUUUCGUAUUCUUCAGCUCCAUAGCUAGCUAGGAGGAGAGACAGUUUCAUUUUCUAGGGUUUGUCAGACAAAAAUAACCAUGAUCAAUGCAUUUCUAUAGAUUGUAAUAUAUAAACCUAAUUUUAAAUUGUACC